Messenger RNA from Anolis sagrei ordinatus, 2299 nucleotides. NCBI's taxonomy places the organism in Eukaryota, Metazoa, Chordata, Lepidosauria, Squamata, Anolidae. The record is from RefSeq and is a predicted model, not a curated record.
GUCAGCUGUCGCCCCAACUGGGGGGCCUCGGGCGGGACUGGCAGGAGGGGUGGCAGCUGCGGCAUUCAGCCGGCCUCUCUCUCUCUCUCUCUCUCUCUGUGUCUCUCUCGUGGAGCCGCCAAGCGAGGCGGGCGCAGCACCCGAGAAAGCCGCCUCUCGCGGGCUCCUUUGCGGCGGCAGAAAGGGGCAAGGACCGGGGGGAGAGUAGUCCAGAGCCCCCCCAAGCCCCCCCCGGAGACCCCUUCCACCCGGGCAAGGCGUGUCCUUCCUUCCCUGGCAUCGAGGCGGCUCUCCUCUUCCCAACCUUUAUGCUCACAACGACCCUGUAAGAUUUUCCUCCGAGAAGGCCCUCCUCUGCCGCCAUGAGUCGCCGGGUGGUGCGCCAGAGCAAGUUCCGGCACGUCUUUGGGCAGCCGGUCAAGGCGGACCAGAUGUACGAGGACAUCCGGGUCUCCAAGGUCACCUGGGACAGCGGCUUCUGCGCCGUCAACCCCAAGUUCGUGGCCAUCAUCGUGGAGUCCGGCGGAGGCGGCGCCUUCAUGGUCCUCCCGCUCCACAAGACUGGCCGCGUGGACAAGAACAUCCCUUUGGUCACGGGCCACACGGCUCCGGUGCUGGACAUCGACUGGUGCCCCCACAACGACAACGUCAUUGCCAGCGCCUCCGAGGACACCACCGUCAUGGUCUGGCAAAUCCCGGAUUACAUCCCGACCCGCAACAUGACGGAGCCGGUGGUCACCCUGGAAGGACAUUCCAAGCGGGUCGGGAUUCUCACCUGGCACCCCACGGCACGCAACAUCCUCCUCAGCGCAGGGGGUGACAACGUGCUCAUCUUGUGGAACGUGGGCACGGGCGAAGCCCUCUUGACCCUCGACGACCUCCACUCCGACCUCAUCUAUAACGUCUGCUGGAACUCUAACGGGAGCCUCUUGGUCACCACUUGCAAGGACAAACGCCUGAGGAUCAUUGACCCCCGGAAGCGCCUCGUGGUUGCGGAGAAAUCCCGUCCGCACGAAGGGUCCCGCCCGGUCCGCGCCAUCUUCCUGGCCGACGGCAAAGUCUUCACCACCGGCUUCAGCAAGAUGAGCGAGCGGCAACUGGCCCUUUGGGACUUGAAAAAUUUCGAGGAGCCCAUCGCCCUCCAGGAAAUGGACACCAGCAACGGGGUCCUGCUCCCGUUCUAUGACCCCGAUUCCAGCAUCGUCUACCUGUGCGGCAAGGGAGACAGCAGCAUCCGUUACUUUGAAAUCACGGACGAAGCCCCUUAUGUCCACUAUUUGAGCACUUAUAGCAGCAAGGAACCCCAACGCGGCAUGGGAUAUAUGCCCAAGAGAGGGCUGGACGUCAGCAAAUGCGAAAUCGCCAGGUUCUACAAGUUGCACGAACGCAAGUGCGAGCCCAUCACAAUGACGGUGCCACGAAAGUCCGACCUCUUCCAGGACGAUCUUUAUCCUGACACGCCGGGUCCGGAGCCGGCUUUGGAGGCAGACGAGUGGCUCUCUGGGAAAGACGCCGAGCCCGUCCUGAUCUCGUUGCGGGACGGAUACGUCCCCGUCAAGAACCGGGAGCUGAAGGUCACCAAGAAGAACAUCCUGGACAGCAGACCCCCCAUUGGACCCCGGCGAAGCCAGUCCACCUGCGACACCAACUUCUCGCGCUCCGCAUUCGAGGAUCUCCUGGAGGAGAUCAAGUCCCUGCGACAGACUGUCCAAGCCCACGAAAAACGCAUUUCCGACCUGGAAAACAAACUCUGCCAGUUCACCAAUGGGACGGAUUAACCCGUCCUUUCCCCGCGUCCCUCCCGUGGCCGCCACGGAUGCGCUCCUCCCCUCCGGAGCCCCAGAUUCGGAUCUUACCGGCACCUCUUUUCCUUCUUCCAUUUCUGCUUGUUAACGUCUCCAUGGUUCGGCGGAUUUGGGGAGAAGCCAUGCUUCGGGCGUCCCUCUACUUCUUUCCUUCCCCAAAUCCGAGGGAAAGCGGUGGAUUCACCGAUUGUUUUUGUGUGUGGAUUGUUUGGCAUGUUUGCAGUUGGCAAAGUCAUGUCAUCUUUGGAAAAAGCAAUAUGUUCUCUUUCGGGUGGGAGGAACUCCAACUCCUACAAUGGGGAGUUGGUGUGUUUUGGGAGUCAUUUCUGGAAAGAGGGGGCUUUGUUGUUAACGUGGCAUUGUUUGACCCUGCAGGCGGGGGAAACACGGGUUGGUGGAGAGUAUUAUGGGACGGAUCUAGCAGCAUUCUCCCCUUUGGUUGGGAAGCGAGUGGUGAAAAGACAUGGGGUAGUAUGGGAUGGCUCUCACCAAGC